Molecule: messenger RNA, 4104 nt
Organism: Vespula vulgaris
Lineage: Eukaryota; Metazoa; Arthropoda; Insecta; Hymenoptera; Vespidae
Gene: mtg
Product: dual specificity protein kinase splA-like
Exons: 8
Coding region: 2092-3843 (583 amino acids)
Cellular component (GO): extracellular region
Molecular function (GO): chitin binding
Source: RefSeq, a predicted model, not a curated record
AUUGAAAAAAAAACAUUUAUUCCAAAUUAAUAUAAAAAAAGAUUUAUAUUCCAAUAGAUUCCAAAUUUUCUUCGUAUUCGUUGCAUUAUAAAGAAACAUAAUAUUACGGUGGUCGUGUUUAAUGAAUAAAAAAGAAAAGAAUAAACAGAUAAUGUAACUAUAACUUCAACAAGAAGUUUUGGCUUUCAGACAUAGUUAGUGAGUUAUUUACAAUCGGUUCAUCAUUGGCGUUUGACGAGAUCACGUUGCCGAUCAGAGAGUUCGAUCAUCUUUCAUUAUAUGUAGUAUAUACCUUUCAAUUUUCUCAUCUUGCAAUCAGAGUCGUUUCAUAUGUAUAUAUAUACAUACAUAUAUAUACAUAUAUAUGUGUAUAUAUAUAAAUAUAUGUAUGUAUAUAUAUAUAUAUAUAUCCCAACACCAUUAACGGCAAUGCAAAGGUCGAUGAUCGAGGAAGUAGAGAAAGGAUGUGUUAGAUCAAAGCGACAAAGAAAAUCACGUAGUGAUGCAGUAGACAAGCCUUGACCUACCUUUCCGAUUAACCUUCGUAUGGUCAAGUACAUAAUGGCAUCUUCCAGGAUCCUCAUAGUAAUCAUCGGGAUUAAAUGAAAGUGACUACGAUCUAUCGAGAUGAUACAAACGAGUCUCGUUUGCGACGUAUUUUAUAGCAAUCGAUCAAUCAGCGAUCAUCAGUGAUUUGCAACAAAUCAAGAUAUAUCUUUCGUAUCUCUCUCUCUCUCUUUUUCUCUCUUAUCAUAGUUGAACCAGUUAUUUGUGAACGAUAGAUCGUGUUGUCAUUUGGUGACAAAACAAUAUGUAACAUGUACUUUGUACAUAUAUCGUAGGAUUACGUCAGUGAAAUUAUACUGUUGAUGAUAUUAUUAUAGGUAAGUAAAUGUUCGAGUUCACUUUUCGAACUGUUUCGACUUUCUCUUCAGAGGCGUCAAGACGUUAUUAUAAUUGAAAUCGAUUAUUAGUAUGUAUAUAGGACAGCCUUCUAUUUUCUUUUAGAAUUUCUUAAAGAAUUUAACACGGUACAUCGAUCGUCGUCCUACUUAUAUAUAUACAUACAUACAUAUAUAUAUAUGUAUGUACGUAUAUUUAUAUGUAUCAUUAAAUUCAUUCGAGCCGAUAUCGAUUCGAUCGUUAAUCAAAUAUAAGAUUUAUUAGAUGAGAAUUAAAAACCAAUAAAAAAAAAGAAAAAAAAAAUGAAUUGAACAAUCGUGCGAAAAAGAUUAAUAAAUCUAUAGAAGCGAUCAUUGACCUGACCGGUCCAUGGGACAAUCAAUUUGUUUUUUUUCUCUUUCUCUUUUCGAACAUACGGAGGACGAUCCCGUUAACGCAUACGUUUCGUGCGAGUGGGUCACCGGUACCAUGCCAGCUUUUUACUCAUAGCUACGUCAGUAUACGUAGUAAAUACGGGAAUCGGUCUUUGGUUACAUCGGAUAAAAUAAUAGAAAGAGAGAAAGACAGGUCCGGCCUAAUACAAUGUCUUAAGAAUUAUAUAUCGAGAUAUAUUAAGAAUUCAACCUUGUAUUCUUUUUCUUUUUUGUUUUCUUCUUUUUUUUUUGUUUUUCUUCUUCAACCUCUAACGAGAUCUUAUCAAUACUCGAUAGAAAUCCUUCGAUCGUAUAUAGAUAGAAUUGAUCGUCUCUAUCGUAAAAAUGUAAAAUAAAAAGAAGGAUUUAAUUAUGAUCAUAAUUAAGAUCGUUAUUCGAUUUGAAAAAAUACAUGGAAUAUAAAAAUAUUUAAAGGAUCGUUUUUAAUAUAUUACGAAAUUAUGCGAAAUGAUAUAUAAUUUGUAUAGAUCGUUAUCGAAGUGAUCGAUGACGAUAAAAUUUACAAGGACUUUCUUUUCUUACGGCCCUGGAUCGACCGGUCGUACUCUGAAAGUAUCUCGCGUGGUUACCUUUGGAAGAGCGUAUCCACGCGGUGUCAGUUUGUUUCAAUCCACCGUACUAACGUGAACUCGUUCGUCCUUGCGCGGGAAAAAAAUCUACGAUCAGAUCGAAGGACGAAAGGGAUCGUCCUACGAAAGUACGAAAGAUAUUUUAAAUCUCAAUCGUGUGACGUCGAUUGCGAGGAUCGACGAAAAUGAAGAUUGCUGCGACCUUAUUUCUUUUUGUCGUCGUUGGCUGCACAUGGCGGGCUACGCUAGGCACAUGCGUCUUUCAAUCCGACUUCGGUUUUGCGCUUAACUGCGCCUUCAAAAAAUCUGGCCUCUUCCGGGUACGAAACCUCGGAGGUGUCAAAGGUUACCUUGGCUUGGGAUUCACGGUAGGUGACGAGCUAGGAUUUAGGGAGUCCCUAUCGAAUGUGGAAAGUGCAAGAAGGAGAAGCGUACAAACUGGAAAGACUGGUCUUUCUGUUGGUUCUACAAACUUGGCCACAAACCGGAACGAUAAUCAACAAAAAGCAAGACAAGUGGUACCUCCUUUCAAACCUUUGCCAGUAGGGAUGAGCCGUCCAAUGAGUCAACAACCGGAACGUCAAAAAUUGGUAGUUCAACAAAAUUCAACGGCUCUUAGGACGGUAGCUGCACCGUCCUUGGGUACACAAGAAGAUAUGAUAAAGUAUCAACAACAACAGGAGGCAAAGUUGAAGCAACAGCAAAAGCUUCAACAGGAGACUCUUGCUUUGCAAGUGUUGAAGCAACAGAGACAACAACAGCAGGAAGCGAUGCGUCAACAGCAUAUACAAAAGAUGCAACAACAAUACAAGCAACAACAGUUGUUGACUCAGCAACAACAGCAACAAAAGCAACAGAUGAUGGCUCAACAGCAAAAACAGAUUCUCGCGAUGCAAGCCAAGAGGAUACAGGCCGCGAUCGCAAUAGCAACUACAACGAAAGCUCCUAAUGUCGUCCCAGCGAUAACGAAUAUAGUACAAUCCGACCAUUUAAAACCUGUUUCGGCGGCACUCACUUCCACGGCUAGCAAUGGCUUACCACCUUUCAUCGCCAUGCCUCAAUCGUCUUCCAGACUUACCGAUAGGAUCAGCAAUAGCGCUACGGUACUCGACGAUUCUGAUAAUGAAGUAUCUAAGGACGACUAUAAUCAGCUUCCGUUGCCAGGCGAAGAAGCUGCAUCCUCUGUGAAUAAAAUGACUUUGCUCUCUCUGCAACCAAUCGCGACGGCCGAACCCGCUCAAAGUUUACCUCUUCAACAAAAUGAAAAACGACAGUCGUUACCAGCUUCCUUACCUUCGUUAGCACCGAUUCAAGGGAUGGAAACGUCCUUGAAAGCAUUAGCCGAGGCAAGUAAUAUAACGCUCGAAGCGUUAGAGGCAGCUAUCCUUUUGAGGCAGCAACAACUUAUGCAGAAACAGAUGGGACCCAGUACAACUAGCACGACGACGACCACGACGACUCUUUCGCCCCUCGUUAAAAACAAAUACGGUAAUCCCGCUGCUACGAAAGUAAUGAACGCUCCGCACGAAUAUUAUCCCGUAGGAUACGACAAAAACUUUGACGAUAAUUUUGCAAGUCGAGUUGAUCUACCUGACACCAGUUUCUACUGUGGCGAUCAAAAACAUUUUCCAGGUCUUUACGCCGACGAGGAUUUAGGAUGUAUGGUCUUUCAUGUAUGCGCAUUAACCGAUGACGGCCUGAUCAUGAAGAGCUUUCUGUGUCCCGAGUCUACGCUUUUCGAUCAAACGAUCCUGAAAUGUAACUGGUGGUUCUACGUCGACUGUCCAGCUUCGAAAAAUCUCUACGACAGCAAUAUUCCAAUCAGCAAGAGUUAUCAGCUGAUGAAGGCUCUCGCAUUUUUCUCUGCUUAUAAGAAUCACGAUAACGGUACCGUUUCAACGAAGGAAAAUAUAGACAGUGACGUUGCUCGAACGUAAUAUUCGAAUUAUCUGAUAAAAGAAUAACGUCGAUAAUUCAUCGCUCUUCUCCUUUUAUAUUCGUAGCCAUUAAUCUUAAUCAAAAAAAGGGGGCGUAUGACGUCGCCGAGUCAUCCGUGCAUUAAAGUUAUCUAAGAAAAACCGUCGAGAAAAAAACAACAAAAAAGAAGAAAAAAAAGAAAGAAAGAAAGAAAGAAAAGAAACGAAACGCACAACUUCAUCAGCGAGAUAUACGUGAACUUAAUCAUUUUUUAAGUAGGA